AUGACCCUUAUGAGAUCGAAAAUCUACGACGAAGAAUUUUUGGAAGGAGACGAUGACAAGUGCAUAACGCGUCUAGAAAAAUUCAGUCCUUUGGCUUUUGGAUCCACCAGGUCGCGAACCUUCGCAGAAAUAAACACCAAAAUCAAAGAUAAACCAAGUGACCAACCAGACUUUUAUAAUUUGGAUAAAUAUAAUUUCAUCAAUCAGCUGUCGAAUAAGGUUGUCAGCAAACGUGGUCUUGGAUACUUUGCUAGUACUACCGUAAGGAAAGGUUAUGAAAACAGAAAUCCAUCUCCAACGAGGUAUCAAAAGGUAACCAAACGAGAAAGUAAACAACAAUUUGCCCCCUUCAACAUUAAAAGCAAAAUAGUUCGUGGUAAACCAAGGGAAGGACCAGGACCUGGUAGCUACGACUGCAAUCUCGAAACGUGCAGAAGAAUUAAAUACAGUAACAAUUUCGGUAACCCAAAAUUGCUGCCUUGUGUGGAAACGUACUGUCUUUACGACCAUAUAGUUGACAUUUGCUCGAAAUGCAAAGACAUUUGUACAAACGAUUAUUGGCAUCAAAAUUUCGAAACGUUCCUGUGCCAUUUGUGCUGGACUGAAGAAAAAUUAACUCACGAGAUAUACCAUAUAGAUAAGCUAAAGGAGUUCAAAAAAAUGAGGACUUGCGGCUACAUUCACACGCACGAAAAAGGUUCCCUGUCGAGGAGGAUUCUACUGCAAAAGGAAGUCGUGAAAAGGACGCAAUUGGAGAACUAUUUGGAUCUACAUAUUUCUUGCUAUGAUUAA
Messenger RNA from Brassicogethes aeneus, 792 nucleotides. NCBI's taxonomy places the organism in Eukaryota, Metazoa, Arthropoda, Insecta, Coleoptera, Nitidulidae. The record is from the annotation of a GenBank genome assembly.